Messenger RNA from Archocentrus centrarchus (flier cichlid), 635 nucleotides. It is a transcript of the gene tshba, whose product is annotated as thyroid stimulating hormone subunit beta a. Gene Ontology annotation, cellular component: cytoplasm; extracellular region. Lineage: Eukaryota; Metazoa; Chordata; Actinopteri; Cichliformes; Cichlidae. Gene Ontology annotation, molecular function: hormone activity. Gene Ontology annotation, biological process: G protein-coupled receptor signaling pathway. The coding region runs from base 86 to 526 and encodes 146 amino acids. The record is from RefSeq and is a predicted model, not a curated record. The transcript has 3 exons.
CACAAGGCCUGCAAGUGCCCACAACCUUCAAGCAGGUGACGCACACAUACAGAGGGACCAAAAUUGAUUGACUGAGAAACAUAACAUGGAGACCGCAAUGUUCACCUCCUGGCUCAUUAUUCUGAUGUUGAGUCCUGCAGUUCCCAUGUGUUUACCCACUGAUUUCACCCUGCAUGUGGAAAAGCCAGAAUGUGACUUCUGUGUGGCAAUAAACACGACCAUCUGCAUGGGAUUUUGCUACUCAAGGGACAGCAACAUGAGGGAUAUUCUCGGCCCACGCUUCCUUGUCCAGAGGGGCUGUACCUAUGAUAAGGUUGAAUACCGCACUGCUGUUCUGCCUGGCUGUCCCAUUGAAGCCAACCCUGUCUUCACCUACCCUGUGGCUCUCAGCUGCCACUGCGGUGCCUGCAGGACCGACACUGAUGAGUGCGCACAUAGAGCCAGCACAGAUGGAACAAAGUGUACCAAGCCAGUUAGGCGUAUCUCUCCGUACCUUGGCCAGAACAACUAUGUUAUCCCUUUUUGACUCACAUGCUUUUGUUCUGAUAAGGUCUAAUUUAGUUGCUGGAACUACAGAACGUAAAUAUUUUGAGAUAAGCGUCAUGAUUUACUGUGAUAUCUGCACCGUUUGUACU